GCUCAGCCCAGCCUUUCAAUCCCACGAUUCAUCGAUCUUUUAAUUUCUCGUCUUUCAGCCUACAACGCCACCUCAGUAGACAAUAACCAUGACCAUGACCACCGAUCCAUCUCACGGCAUCAACCAUGCCGCACCCCCCUGUCUACUCUGCCCGCUUCCCAAAUCGCAGAAGUCAAAGCAACAAUGUUAACUCUUCAUUGUCUCUUCCCUAACGAACUCCUCCUCGCCCUGGACAUCCUGGACCGAGGUCUCGUGAAACGCUUUGUGCGCAAUGACAACACCACCACAAUCACCACCACAUCACCAACACAGACAGAGGAUACUGAUAUGUUCUACGUCCUCUCAACAUCCACCCUCCCCCAUUCUACAGACCAUUACCUCCUCUCCAAGUCCAGGACCAGAUUGAAUCCUCAAUCUUUAACUCAUAUGGAUAUGAACAGCCCCUCAAAAGGCUACGAAGUGCGCCUACACGCAUGGAACUGCACCUGCCCGACUUUCACGCUAUCUGCGUUCCGAGAUCUCGGUCCCGAGGUACCACCAGCAAAUUCUGCUGCUGAUGCUGCUGAUGUUGAGGGGGCGAGGAAUCUAAUUUUCCCUGACCUAGACGAACCAUCCUCGGAUGCCGUUCCCACUCACUUCUCGUUUGGCGGGACCUUGACACGGGGAUCGACUAAGUCCUCUCCGCCGGUCUGUAAACAUCUGCUUGCUUGUUUGUUGGCUGUACGUUGUUUCGGGCUGGUUGGGCUGGGAGAGGAAGGUGUUGUUGAGGUUCGAGUUGAGGAAGGGGAAUUGGCGGGUUGGGGGGCUGGGUGGGGGGGAUGAUAUGGGAUGUGAUGAAGUAUAUACGUGAUGCGGUGGCUUUGAUACAGC
Messenger RNA from Aspergillus sclerotioniger CBS 115572, 870 nucleotides. RefSeq lists its product as uncharacterized. The record is from RefSeq and is a predicted model, not a curated record. The transcript has a single exon. The coding region runs from base 184 to 822 and encodes 212 amino acids. Lineage: Eukaryota; Fungi; Ascomycota; Eurotiomycetes; Eurotiales; Aspergillaceae.